Molecule: messenger RNA, 469 nt
Organism: Ornithodoros turicata
Lineage: Eukaryota; Metazoa; Arthropoda; Arachnida; Ixodida; Argasidae
Gene: ND-MWFE
Exons: 3
Coding region: 109-336 (75 amino acids)
Source: RefSeq, a predicted model, not a curated record
CCCGGCCGUUAAGAGCCAACUGAAGCCGACCGUGGGCUUUUAGGUUGUUCGCGAGUUCACGACUUUCACCUCUGUUUCUGUGCUUACGUUGUCCUCUGCUUCACAAGAAUGUGGUACGAAAUAUUACCUUCAGUCGGAAUCAUCGCCGUGCUCAUGUCGAUACCAAACUUCGUCACACCAUACGCCAACAGGCUAUGGGAAGGAAAACCUUACAGGCGUUGCAUGAUUGACAACUGGCACAUCGACAUGUUCAAGAGGGACGAGAGGAUCAGUGGUAUUGAUGGCUACCAGACUGUUGGACUGGAAAACCUACCAGAUGAGCCAGAGAAGAAUUAGAGACUGACAGUGCCACGUAAAUACGAGCUUAUGUAGAUUACUGGCUCAUUAAAGGCGCCACGAGUCACUCUGCAGAUGGAAUGUUGUGCGAACUCUUCAAAAACUGAGGAAUAAAAAGAGGUAUCACUGGUGG